Molecule: messenger RNA, 574 nt
Organism: Ectocarpus sp. CCAP 1310/34
Lineage: Eukaryota; Phaeophyceae; Ectocarpales; Ectocarpaceae
Source: the annotation of a GenBank genome assembly
UGCCGAUGAUGCCGGCGUCGUAUCGAGGUCUGCAGAAGGAUUGGUGAGACUGAUGACCAUCAUCGUUGAGGUGUUCGGGGAGUUCGGGCUAACGGUGUCAGAGAAGAAGACGGAGACGCUCCUGAUGCGCACGAAGGACAAGCCGACUUCAACAUCACAGCCCCCCCCGCCUCCACCGCUGACCAUCGAAGCCGCGGGACAGAAACACGCCCAGACGACCGAGUUCCGGUACCUCGGUGGCCUCGUCAACGAACAUGGCGACCUCACCCGGGAGAUCAACUACAGGAGCAGAGGAGCAGGAGCGUGGGCGUGCCUCAGGCGAUAUGGCCGGGAGCUCUUCGACAGACCGAAAGCGCCAUUCCGACUCAAGAUCCGCCUGCUCCAGGCGGAGGCGAUGGAGACACUGCUGUUCGGCUGCAUGACACAGUCACUACUCAGCGGCCACUGUCAGACGCUGCAGUUGAUACACCACCGACUGCUCCUUCGAUUUAUCGGGUACAAGCGCAAAAAAGACACCUACCGGCAGCUCUCUUACGCCCAGACGCUGAAGAGGGUCGAAUGCCAGAGCGUGUAA